AUGUGCCUGGGUGUGUCAGGGGUGUGCCUGGGUGUGCCAGGGUGUGUCAGGGUGUGUCAGGGUGUGCCUGGGUGUGUCAGGGUGUGCCUGGGUGUGCCUGGGUGUGUCAGGGUGUGCCUGGGUGUGUCUGGGUGUGCCUGGGUGUGCCUGGGUGUGCCAGGGUGUGCCUGGGUGUACCUGGGUGUGCCUGGGGUGUGCCUGGGUGUGUCUGGGUGUGCCUGGGUGUGCCUGGGUGUGCCAGGGUGUGCCUGGGUGUACCUGGGUGUGCCUGGGUGUGUCAGGGUGUGUCAGGGUGUGCCUGGGUGUGCCUGGGUGUGUCUGGGUGUGCCAGGGUGUGCCUGGGUGUACCUGGGUGUGCCUGGGUAUGUCAGGGGUGUGCCUGAGUGUGUCAGGGUGUGCCAGGGUGUGCCUAGUUGUACCUGUGCCACCUACGUUUGCAGCUGA
This is a messenger RNA of Pangasianodon hypophthalmus (striped catfish), 444 nucleotides long. Its product is annotated as elastin-like. The transcript has 4 exons. The record is from RefSeq and is a predicted model, not a curated record. The coding region runs from base 1 to 444 and encodes 147 amino acids. NCBI's taxonomy places the organism in Eukaryota, Metazoa, Chordata, Actinopteri, Siluriformes, Pangasiidae.